Molecule: messenger RNA, 791 nt
Organism: Caenorhabditis sp. 36 PRJEB53466
Lineage: Eukaryota; Metazoa; Nematoda; Chromadorea; Rhabditida; Rhabditidae
Source: the annotation of a GenBank genome assembly
AUGGUUGCUGACGUCAAGAGCCCGGCUGGACUUGCCGCUUUCAACACCGCCCUCGCCGAGCAGGCUUUCGCCAACGGGUACGUCAAUUUUUCUUUAAUUUUAGGCCUUUCAGUUCGAAAAAAUGUAAAAAUGCCAUUUUUACUGUUUCAAGUUGUUCAAAUUUGUAAUUUGCCCGUUUUUUCAGCUUCGUCCUUUCCGGAGAAGACGCCCAGCUGUUCGCCGCUCUUGGAGCUGCCCCGACCGCCGCCACCUACCCAAAUGUGGCUCGUUGGUUCGCCAACGUGGCUUCCUACACUGAGGCUGAGCGCAAGGCCUGGCCAUCCGCAGGAGGAUCUGCCCCAGCCGCCGCUGCCGAAGGAGACGACUUCGAUCUUUUCGGAUCCGACGAUGAGGAGGACGAGGAGAAAAAGAAGAUCGUCGAGGAGCGCCUCGCCGCCUACGCCGCCAAGAAGUCGGCCAAGCCAGGACCGAUCGCUAAGUCGUCGAUCAUCCUCGACGUGAAGCCAUGGGACGAUGAGACCGAUCUCGGUGAGAUGGAGAAGCUCGUCCGUGGAAUCGAGUUGGACGGACUUGUCUGGGGAGGUGCCAAGCUCAUCGCCAUCGGAUACGGUAACCAUUUUACUCAUCCCUUCUAAUAUGAAUUGUCUUUUCUUCCAGGAAUCAAGAAGCUCCAGAUCAUCUGCGUCAUCGAGGAUCUCAAGGUCUCCGUUGAUGACCUCAUCGAGAAGAUCACCGGAGACUUCGAGGACCACGUUCAGUCCGUUGACAUCGUCGCCUUCAACAAGAUCUAA